Messenger RNA from Lotus japonicus, 666 nucleotides. RefSeq names its product phosphoinositide phospholipase C 6-like. Gene Ontology annotation, molecular function: phosphatidylinositol-4,5-bisphosphate phospholipase C activity. NCBI's taxonomy places the organism in Eukaryota, Viridiplantae, Streptophyta, Magnoliopsida, Fabales, Fabaceae. The coding region runs from base 43 to 666 and encodes 207 amino acids. The record is from RefSeq and is a predicted model, not a curated record. Gene Ontology annotation, biological process: phosphatidylinositol-mediated signaling; lipid metabolic process. The transcript has 4 exons.
UCAAAGAUAAAUGGUUUUUCUUCCUGACAAUGUAUAGAUGAUAUGUCAUUCCAGGUACAUCAUGAUAUGAACGCUCCCAUGUCACAUUAUUUCAUGUACACAGGACACAAUUCCUACCUAACUGGGAAUCAACUAACCAGCGAGAGCAGUGAUGAGCCAAUUAUUGAAGCUUUGCACCAAGGUGUACGAGUAAUUGAACUAGAUUUAUGGACAUCUUCAUCUCAAGAUGGUAUUAAAGUUGUUGGUGGAAGGACACUUACCACUCCAGUCUCCCUAACCAAAUGUUUGGAGUCCAUUAAGGAAUAUGCAUUUGUCAAAUCAGAUUUUCCAGUGAUUCUAACUCUAGAAGACCAUCUAACAUCAAAACUUCAGGCUAAAUUUACACAAAUGGCAACUCAAAUAUUUGAAGAAAUGCUUUAUUAUCCUCAGAUAGAUUAUUUGACUGAAUUCCCCUCUCCUGAAUCAUUGAAAAAUAGGAUAAUUAUAUCAACCAAACCACCAAAGGAAUAUUUACAAUCUGAGAUAUCAAAUGGAAGUGAAUCUUCAGAUGAAGAACCAAGUGAACAAGAAUUGUCAGAUUCUAUGGCUAAACUAAAAAGUGAAGACAAGAAUGUAAGUGAUGAAGAUAAGGAAGAUACGAAUGCAUGUGAUAACUGUUCCGGGUAA